CUCUUGCGGCAUUUUUUUUUCACCUCAAGUGUGUUUGUCGGCAAAUUUGUAAAUAAUUGUAACAUAAAUCUCUAACAAUUCCAAUAAAUUAAUCAAACAAUAUGGAUGUGCGACCGAAUCAAACGAUUUACAUUAACAAUCUAAAUGAAAAGAUCAAAAAGGAGGAGUUGAAAAAGUCCCUGUACGCUAUCUUCUCUCAGUUUGGUCAAAUCCUUGAUAUUGUGGCGCUGAAAACGUUGAAGAUGCGUGGUCAGGCAUUUGUCAUAUUUAAGGAAAUUGGCAGCGCUUCAAAUGCCCUUCGGACAAUGCAGGGUUUCCCCUUCUAUGACAAACCCAUGCGCAUUGCAUACUCCAAAUCCGAUUCGGAUAUUGUGGCCAAGCUGAAGGGCACAUUCAAGGAGCGUCCCAAGAAGGUGAAAGUUACAAAGGUGGUGCCUGGAACAGAUGACAAAAAGGACAAAAGAAAGAAGCCGGCUAGUACAGAAAAUGCAGCUCCCAGCACACAAACCGAGCAGCCGCCAAAUCAAAUUCUAUUCCUUACUAACCUGCCGGAGGAGACAAAUGAGAUGAUGUUAUCCAUGUUGUUUAAUCAGUUCCCUGGAUUCAAGGAAGUGCGUCUUGUACCCAAUCGCCAUGACAUUGCCUUCGUUGAGUUCACCACAGAAUUGCAGAGUAAUGCUGCCAAGGAGGCAUUGCAAGGCUUCAAGAUCACUCCAACGCAUGCCAUGAAAAUAACUUUUGCCAAGAAGUAAUCUAUCUCCCCAUCCUACACAAACACACACACACAAACAAAUUACUAUAUUAAUAAUAAUUGUCGAAGAAGCGCCCCCCUCACAUUGCUUUGUGCGAUUCAAAGGUUUUAUUUUGAAUGAACAAGGCAAACGAUGUCAUUUUUUCUAAUUUAAAAUAGAAUAAACCAAAUGAAUGAAAGAAA
Messenger RNA from Drosophila willistoni, 934 nucleotides. RefSeq names its product U1 small nuclear ribonucleoprotein A (gene snf). Gene Ontology annotation, cellular component: U1 snRNP. Gene Ontology annotation, molecular function: U1 snRNA binding. The coding region runs from base 102 to 752 and encodes 216 amino acids. The record is from RefSeq and is a predicted model, not a curated record. NCBI's taxonomy places the organism in Eukaryota, Metazoa, Arthropoda, Insecta, Diptera, Drosophilidae. The transcript is spliced from 2 exons. Gene Ontology annotation, biological process: mRNA splicing, via spliceosome.